UAUAAAUAUGGGCCUAACCUCUUCCUCUUUGAUCAUCCACAUUCUAUUCUCCCUUCAAUUUUUCAGUCUCUGAUCAUCAUCUAGUUCUCUUUGUUUUUAAUUAUCUUUUUCCAAGAAAAGAGAAAAGAUGGUGCUUGAUCUUUCUCCUAAGUUGGCUAAAAUGGUCUGUGGGGGCAAUGGUGGCUCCUACUCUGCGUGGUCACCCACUGAGCUUCCCAUGCUACGACAAGGAAAUAUUGGUGCUUCCAAACUUUCUCUUCUCAGGAACGGCUUCGCCCUUCCUCGUUACUCUGAUUCUUCCAAAGUUGCUUAUGUUCUUCAAGGUAGCGGUGUAGCAGGAAUUGUCCUACCAGAAUUAGAAGAAAAGGUAGUUGCAAUCAAGAAAGGUGAUGCAAUUGCACUUCCGUUCGGUGUAGUUACAUGGUGGUAUAACAAAGAAGACACAGAACUUUUAGUCCUGUUCUUGGGUGAUACCUCAAAAGCUCAUAAAUCAGGUGAAUUCACUGAUUUCUUCCUUACUGGUUCUAAUGGCAUCUUCACUGGCUUUUCCACGGAGUUUGUUAGCCGUGCAUGGGACUUGGAAGAAAAUGCUGUUAAUACCCUAGUCCAAAACCAAUCUGGCAAUGGAAUCGUCAAGCUGGAAGAAAAUUUCAAGAUGCCUGAACCCAAUAAAGCACAUAGACAAGGCAUGGCAUUGAACUGUGAAGAAGCUCCUCUUGAUGUUGAUAUCAAGAAUGGAGGUAGAGUUGUGGUCUUGAACACCAAGAAUCUUCCUUUAGUUGGUAAAGUUGGGCUUGGUGCUGAUUUGGUUAGAUUGGAUGGAAGAGCAAUGUGCUCUCCUGGCUUCUCCUGUGAUUCUGCUCUUCAAGUCACAUACAUUGUUAGAGGCAGUGGUCGCGUUCAGGUUGUUGGUGUUGCUGGUCGUAGAGUCCUGGAAACUACUGUCAGAGCAGGCUGUUUGUUCAUUGUUCCAAGGUUUUUCGUCGUUUCGAAGAUUGCUAAUCCUGAAGGAAUGGAAUGGUUCUCUAUCAUUAGUACUCCUGAUCCAGUUUUUACCCACUUAGCUGGAAGGACUUCAGUGUGGAAGGCAUUGUCUCCUGAAGUUUUGGAGGCAUCAUUCAAUGUUGAUUCUGAUGUAGAAAAGCUUUUUCGUUCGAAGAGGACCAGCGAUGCCAUCUUCUUCCCUCCACCAAACUGAAGCAGCAACAGCAGCAGCAGGGUCAAUUCUACAUUGACUAGUCUUUAAAAUCUUUAAUCAGUUUGGUUGUUAAUAGAUUUACUUCAAUUUUAUAAGUUAUGCAACUUGUGAUACUACUUCCACAAGUAAAUAGAUACAUACUAUAGUGAUUAUAAUUUUUCA
Molecule: messenger RNA, 1360 nt
Organism: Ricinus communis (castor bean)
Lineage: Eukaryota; Viridiplantae; Streptophyta; Magnoliopsida; Malpighiales; Euphorbiaceae
Product: glutelin type-D 1
Exons: 2
Coding region: 128-1198 (356 amino acids)
Molecular function (GO): nutrient reservoir activity
Source: RefSeq, a predicted model, not a curated record